AUGAAUAAGAAACUUAAUGUUUUAAUGUUUGUUUCAGAUCAUCUGGGUCAAAAUAGCAGUAGCGACGUCAUGGCUUUCAGGGCUGUUCUCAAACUGACGCCUUCAUUUCCAACGAAUCCUAUUUAUGAGGAGCUGUGUCAGAUGAUACGCAACCACUCGGCUGCGCCCCCGUUCUGUGUGCCCAAUUAUCAUAAGCUUUACGAAGACGCCUCUGUACCAAUCGAAGCGGCUCAUCUAUACGACGCAGUGGUGCUCUGGGCCAGAGCUGCCACCGCCGCGAUGCGGGCGGGGCUCCCGGCAACCGACGGGGCCACCCUGAUGAAGCUUCUUCGACCCACUACCUACCGAUCUGUUCAGGGUUUUGAUGUAAGUUUUAUUGAAGACACCGACACUAUCGUAGUAUACGUCAGCAUCAUGUUUGAUGUUAAAAAAGUCAUUAAAAAGUGCCAGAGCUCUAGCAGUGGGAGCGUUCUGGGCCCGACGAGUACGAAUCGCACCGCGCGCGAACAGAGGCCUUCGUCUACGCACCCCACCCUCACCAGUGUCUUCCGCGAUCAGUCGCGCCUGCGGUACAAACAAACCGAUGCGCUCUAA
Messenger RNA from Cydia splendana, 594 nucleotides. RefSeq lists its product as uncharacterized. The record is from RefSeq and is a predicted model, not a curated record. The transcript has 4 exons. The coding region runs from base 1 to 594 and encodes 197 amino acids. Lineage: Eukaryota; Metazoa; Arthropoda; Insecta; Lepidoptera; Tortricidae.